Paramecium tetraurelia is the source of this 1689-nucleotide messenger RNA. RefSeq lists its product as uncharacterized. The transcript has 2 exons. The record is from RefSeq and is a predicted model, not a curated record. Lineage: Eukaryota; Ciliophora; Oligohymenophorea; Peniculida; Parameciidae.
AUGAAUAAAGAAAAUAACAAUACUAUUCUCACUUAGAAUUAAAUGGGUAGAAAAACGAUGAAAAUAAACACAAAUGACAUGGACUAAUUUGUCAAUUCAAGAAUUGUUCAAUUAUAAAAAUAAUUAUUAGAUAAAGAAUUAGAAAUUGAAAAUUUAUCCAAAUUAAACUAAGAUCCAAAAAAUUAGACUUCAAAUAAAUAUCGAUUAUUAGAAAUCAAGCAGUCAACUCUUAUAAGCGAGAAUUAAUAAAUGAAGACUCAAUUAUAGCAAUAUGAAUCCUUGAAUAAGACAUUAUAAAAUAAAUGCGAUUAAUUAUAAGCAAAGAUUGAAUAUUAAAAUGCUGUUUUGGAAGAGACUCAAAAACAUUUGGAAUAAGAAAGAUAAUCAAAAUACAAUAUGCAAUUUUACUAAUCAUCCAAUCAUAUGGAUGUCUAAUAAGAGAAGAUAUUAAUCAAAACUCAAUUAGACAGCCUCAGAAAAGAAAAGAGUUAAUUGAUCUCAAAGGUUAAAGAACUAGAAAAUUCCUUAUAAUUACGUGAAUUAAAUACUAAUUCAAAUUGCUCAGAACUAUCCUAAUUGAAGUAAUAAUUGCAAUAGUAAAUUCAAAAGUCAUCAGACUAUAUUGAAAAGACUCAUACUUUGGAAGUCAAAAAUACUUUAUUGGAAGCAUAAAGCAAAUCCAGUCAGUCUCAUAAUGAUGAAUUGAGAAAUUUAAGAUCAUAAGUGAUCUAAUUAUAAAAAGACAAGAAUUCUCAUCUUGAAAUAUAAUAAGAUUUAGAAAGCAAACUAAGAUUGUAAACAGAACAUGUUUUAAAAUUAUAAAAUCUAUUGAAUGACAAAACUAAAUAAUUAGUCAAAUGUUAGGAAAGAUUAAGUUAAGUUGAAUCUAUAGAAGAGGAUAAUUCAAUUUUAUAAUAGGAUUUAGAUAAGAUCACUAAUUCAAUGGAAGAGAUUCAAUUAGAAAAUUAAAGAAUUGUUAAAUUUUAAUAGCAAAAAAUUGAUCAAUUAAAAAGGGAACUCUCAUAGACUGAUUUUAUUAGAGAAGAGAAUAAUAGAAAGUAAGAAGAAAUUGCAUAAUUGAAAUAUUAAAUUGAAAGGAAAACAGGAGAGUAAGAAAAAGAAAAAGAAUCACUUGAAGAACUAUAAUAAUUAAGAGAAUCUUCAAAACAAUGGGUUUCAGAAAAGGAGAAUUAUUAAAAAAAGAUUUUUCUAUUAACUGAUGAACUAGAUAAAAUUGCAAAGCAAUAAUGUGAUUAACUAAGAAUUUAAGUGGAAACUUAGAUUCAAAUGAAAUUUUCAACUGAGAAAGUAUAGUUAGAAAAUCACAUUUGGUAAUUAAGUUCAUAAAUUAAUGAUUUGUAAGCAUCAUUAGAAUAAUAUGCUACCAAAUUUGGUUCAUUAAAUAUUGAGAAUGAUCAAUUAAGGGAAUAAUUAAAUGAAAAACAAAUAACUUAAAAAACAGUAAUAGUACUAGAAGGUUAGCUAAGAAAUUAUUGUAAUGAACUUGAGAAAUUGAAAAAUAUGUUCAAUCAAAGAAGUCAAGAACUCGAGCUAGCUAGAAAUAAGAUUUUAUCUUUAGAAAGUUGUGCUAAUUACGCUUAAGAGUUAGAGAGGAAGGUUUCAACUUUAAUGUAAGAUAACCAAAGAUUAAAUUCAAUUAUAAUGGAUAGAUGUAAAAAUAAUUGGUGA